ACUUACACUUCAAAACGACACUGCCCUCUGUUUUAAUUGUUCCUCCUGUUUUAGAACAACACCAAUCCAUAUUCAAUUGGAGCAAUCAAGUCAACAUAUAUAUGUAUAUAUAUAGUAGUGUUGAAAGUGAUCUGUAGUGAUAGCAAGCAAGCAUGAUACUGGUGGCAAUAGUAGCGGAGCUGCUGGAAGAGUACACGGUGGUGGUGGCGCGUGUGCUGGAGCACGUGCUGCAAGACGCGCCGCUGCCGUUUCCACGCCGGGUUCGUUUCCUCAUUCUUCGUAAUCUGCCUUUCGCUUCUCCGCCGUCUCUCCCAUUCCGCCUUCCACACACAUAGCUACUACACUUUUGUAUGUAUAUAAGUGUAGUGUUUUGUGUACACUUCUCUUCUUCUUUUUUUUCCUUUUGGAAAUAAACAUAGCUAGUUUGAGAGUUGAA
Salvia hispanica is the source of this 436-nucleotide messenger RNA. RefSeq lists its product as uncharacterized. The record is from RefSeq and is a predicted model, not a curated record. Lineage: Eukaryota; Viridiplantae; Streptophyta; Magnoliopsida; Lamiales; Lamiaceae.